UCGAAAGGAAGCAAAUAAAAUCUCGCAGCAGAUCUGCUAUGACAGAUACUUUCGAAAGGACUUGGUCUCUCAGGCCGUACGCUUGACUGUUCGAAAGAAAAAGCAUCGCCAAUAGACACUCUCUUCAUUCCUGGUCGUAGAAAGUCAUCGCGGAAGAAAGAGAUGCUUGAAUUGAGAGAAGGCGCCUGCUUUCCACGGGUGUUGGUGGGUGUCAAUGUGGUUCUUGCUCUAGUUGAUGCCAUUAUUGCUGUUCUUGCAUUUUAUCAGUUGAUAAGGAUUCACUCAAGGAAUUCACAAGUUGUCUGGACUCGCCAAAAAGUGUUUCACUUAAUGAUUGGAUCUUCUAGUAUGGGUUACUUCAUUUAUUUUGUAUUAGCUCUCAUUGCUGCUUGCAAGGGUUGGCCAUGUUGGUCUAACUCUUGUGGUUUUAUCGUCAUGGCUUUCCCAAAAAUUCUAUUUUUUGCCGCGUUUCUUUUACUUUUAUCAUUCUGGGUUGACCUUUGCCAUCAAGCAAACGAUGAGGAUGAUGAAUAUGAAGAAAGCAGUUCUCAGGAAGCUUUAUUGGAUAAGACCUCAAAUAAACCAAGUUCAUCAAAAACAGAUGGUCAUAGAAAGCGUUUUCCCCUCCACUUUUUCAAUGUUGGAAGCCGCCAAAAGAUUGUGAUAUUGGUCACUGUUCUAGUUUUUGUUGUAAUGAUGGCAUGUGCUCUAAUAAUCUGGAUUGGGAUGGGAAAGAAUCAUAUUGAUUCUGCAGUUGUGGCUCGGGUGUAUGUAGACUUUUUUGCCAUAGCAAUACUUUUAUUAGGAGGAGCGUUAGCAUGUUAUGGACUUCUAUUAUGCUUGAAGAUUAGCAAAGUUAGAUCUGAGCAAGCUUCAUCUGAAAUGUGGAAGUUUGCAGGUGUAGCUGUUGUUUCUGUGCUCUGUUUCACUUCAAGUUCUUUUGUAGCUCUUUUAACUGAUAUUCCGAUGCUAUAUCACUGGUAUCGACAUCGCGUAAAUGUUGUUUGUGCAUCUCUUUUACUGAUUGUUUAUUUUUUUAUAGGAGAUAAAUCAGAGGCAAUGAUCUGUAGCUACUUUUGGAAAGAUUGUGAACCUUUACUUGUCUGCCUAAGAGGUUCAUCGAUACCCUCAGCCUUUAUAUUAUGGAUCAUGAGAGAAUUACCGCCAUCAGUAGUGGCUAACAUACGAGAAGCAAGUACAAUAGCUUUCAUUGCUGAUAGUUCACCUUCAGUGCAUCAUCCUUGGUGCUGGACAGCUGCAACACAGAAUCAGAUAUCAAGAGCCAGUCCCAUAUAAUUGACUUUCUGAAUGCAAAUGACUGCUCUCUUACUGAUAGAUUAGUGAAGAAGGCUGAGAUUUCUGAAUGGACAAUGGUGUGAAUGUGACACUGAGAUCAAGGGAUUAAAAUAGACUGCUGAGUUACAUCCUUCGAUGGCAUUCAGAGUACGACCUCAAGGUUGCUGAUUGCCGCGGUUUUGACAUUAUUGGCAUGUGUUUACCGACAGUAUGUUACUUGUCAAAUUGUAUAUAGUGACUGUAAUAGUAUCCUAAUAGAGGGAUUUUCUACCUCUCCAGUUACAAAAAAUUUUUAAAAGCUGAUUUUUCUAAUGAAGGAAUCCAUCUUCUUUGUUUGAUUUUCCUA
Messenger RNA from Carya illinoinensis, 1642 nucleotides. RefSeq names its product tobamovirus multiplication protein 1-like. The coding region runs from base 163 to 1296 and encodes 377 amino acids. Lineage: Eukaryota; Viridiplantae; Streptophyta; Magnoliopsida; Fagales; Juglandaceae. The record is from RefSeq and is a predicted model, not a curated record. The transcript is spliced from 14 exons.